Molecule: messenger RNA, 1297 nt
Organism: Panthera uncia (snow leopard)
Lineage: Eukaryota; Metazoa; Chordata; Mammalia; Carnivora; Felidae
Gene: DHRS3
Product: dehydrogenase/reductase 3
Exons: 6
Coding region: 26-934 (302 amino acids)
Cellular component (GO): lipid droplet
Molecular function (GO): oxidoreductase activity, acting on the CH-OH group of donors, NAD or NADP as acceptor
Source: RefSeq, a predicted model, not a curated record
CCUGCCUGUCUCCGCGGCGCGGAGGAUGGUGUGGAAAUGGCUGGGCGCGUUGGUGGUGUUCCCUCUGCAGAUGAUCUAUCUGGUGGCCAAAGCAGCCGUCGGACUGGUGCUGCCCGCCAAGCUUCGGGACCUGUCGCGGGAGAACGUCCUCAUCACCGGCGGCGGGAGAGGCAUCGGACGCCAGCUCGCUCGCGAGUUCGCAGAACGCGGCGCCAGAAAGAUCGUUCUCUGGGGCCGGACUGAGAAAUGCCUGAAAGAGACGACAGAGGAGAUUCGGCAGAUGGGCACCGAGUGCCACUACUUCAUCUGUGAUGUAGGCAACCGGGAGGAGGUAUACCAGACGGCCAAAGCUGUCCGGGAGAAGGUGGGCGACAUCACCAUCCUGGUGAACAAUGCUGCCGUGGUCCACGGGAAGAGCCUGAUGGACAGUGACGAUGACGCCCUUCUCAAGUCCCAGCACAUCAACACCCUGGGCCAGUUCUGGACCACCAAGGCCUUCCUGCCGCGCAUGCUGGAGCUGCAGAACGGCCACAUCGUGUGUCUCAACUCCGUGCUGGCGCUGUCUGCCAUCCCUGGUGCCAUCGACUACUGCACGUCCAAAGCCUCGGCCUUCGCCUUCAUGGAGAGCCUGACCCUGGGGCUGCUGGACUGUCCAGGAGUCAGUGCCACCACCGUGCUGCCCUUCCACACCAGCACCGAGAUGUUCCAGGGUAUGAGGGUCAGGUUCCCCAACCUCUUCCCCCCGCUGAAGCCGGAGACUGUGGCCCGGAGGACGGUGGAAGCCGUGCAGCUGAAUCAGGCCCUCCUCCUUCUCCCGUGGACGAUGCAUGCCCUCAUUAUCUUGAAAAGCAUACUACCACAGGCUGCACUGGAGGAGAUCCACAAAUUCUCAGGAACCUAUACCUGCAUGAACACUUUCAAAGGGAGGACAUAAAGGCAGGAUGCAGAGACAUGCUUGAAAGCCACGGAACCUGAGGGGGCCAUGGCACGUGGGCACACCCCCAUGCGCCUGUCCCUUGGCACACUUCUGCUGGGUGAGUGGGACUUUUCCUGUCCCCAGGAAGAAUCCGGGUGAACCCCCAGGCCAGCCCCAGGACCUUUGCACAGGACUGAUGGGCGUAACUCUGACCCCCAUGGGGAGGCAAGAAACCAGCCAGCAGCCACCUUGACACUUUCAUACAUUUCUAAUUGUGUAGAGUUUAUUGUUAAAUUGCUUCUCGAGUCUAACCAGCCUUAGCAGUGUGUAUAGACUGUUUCCAGGAGGGUCUAUACCCAGAUGCUCUUUUCUUUGCAAAAU